Molecule: messenger RNA, 432 nt
Organism: Dibothriocephalus latus
Lineage: Eukaryota; Metazoa; Platyhelminthes; Cestoda; Diphyllobothriidea; Diphyllobothriidae
Source: the annotation of a GenBank genome assembly
AUGGGUAUACUCUCCGAUCUGCGUAGUGGAUUCUACAAACAGAUAACCCAAGAGCACGUCCUUGUUUUCGUGACCCCUGACGUGGAUGGUGUUUGCGCAUGGCGAAUACUUCGGCACAUAUUUCGUCAGGGCCAAGUCCUUUAUACUCUAAUUGUGGUCACUGGGAAGACGUCUCUCUGCUCACAGUUCAAAAUCAACAAGAACAGGACUGAUAAGUCAGAUGAGGAGAGUGACGAAGACGAGCAGGGCGGUAAGCAGUCUACUACCAUUCGCGCUGCUGAAAAACGCAUCAACAGACGACGCUGGGAGAGGAAACGGCAAGAAAUUCUCAUUGAAUAUGAGAGCUUUUCGUACCACUCUACGGCCUCUGCUGUUGUCCUCUUCGACCUUGCCUGGAAGCUUUCACAGGACAAUCAACAACUCCUUUGGUAA